AUGGCAGAGGAGAAGAGACAAGACACUCAGGAUGUUCCAGAAAUCAUCGAAGCUGCAGUGGCGGAAACCGUUGCUGCCGCACUAGCAGGAGCUGCUGGGCCAGUGCAGUUGGAUGAAACGGGCCAACCGCUGUCAAAAAAGGCUCUGAAGAAACUUCAAAAAGAGCGUGAAAAGCAAAAGAAAAAAGAAGAGAAGGCCCGCCAACUGGAACUGGAGAAAGAGCAGCGUGAGAAGCAGGCCUCUGAAAACGAUACUGCGAAGAAGAAUUACGGUAAACUACCGCUGAUUCAAUCACAGGAGAGAACCGGGGAACCACGUGUCAAGUUUGCUGAUCUGAGCGAGGCCGACGACAACAAGGAGGUUCUUUUCAGGGCAAGAAUCCAUAAUACGAGGCAGCAGGGUGCCACUUUGGCCUUCUUAACUUUGAGACAGCAAAGCGAGUUGAUUCAAGGUCUUGUCAAGGUCAACAAAGAUGGCUCUAUCACCAAGCAAAUGGUGAAAUGGACCGGGUCUUUGAACUUGGAAACAAUCGUGCUAGUGCGCGGUAUUGUCAAAAAGGUGGAAGAGCCAAUCAAAUCUGCCACCGUGCAGAAUUUGGAAAUCCACAUUACUCAAAUUCACUCAAUCUCUGAAACUGCAGAAGCAUUGCCAAUUCUUCUAGAAGAUGCAUCCCGUUCUGAAGCGGAAGCUGAAGCUGCUGGUUUACCGGUAGUCAAUUUGGAUACAAGAUUGGAUGCACGUGUUAUUGACCUUAGAACUGUCACCAACCAGGCAAUUUUCAAGAUACAAUCGGGUGUGUGCGCAUUGUUCAAAGAAUUUUUAUCAGGCAGAGAAUUUACUGAAGUUCAUACUCCGAAAUUGUUAGGUGCACCAAGUGAAGGUGGUGCGAGUGUCUUUGAAGUAAGCUACUUCAAAGGUAAUGCGUACCUAGCGCAAUCGCCACAAUUUCACAAGCAGCAAUUGAUGGUUGCAGACUUUGAACGUGUCUUUGAGAUUGCACCUGUCUUCAGGGCUGAAAAUUCCAACACUCAUCGUCACAUGACCGAGUUCACAGGAUUAGAUCUUGAAAUGACAUUUGAGGAGCAUUAUCACGAAGUUUUGGACACAUUGAGUGAACUCUUCGUUUUCAUCUUCACUGAAUUGAAAAAGAGAUACUCCAAGGAAAUUGAACUAGUCAGAAAACAAUACCCGGUGGAAGAAUUCAAAUUACCAAAAGAUGGUAAAAUGAUUCGUAUCAACUAUAAAGAAGGUAUCCAAAUGUUGAAGGAUGCUGGUAAAGAGAUCGGCGAGUUUGAUGAUUUGAGUACCGAAAAUGAAAAAUUUUUGGGUAAACUGGUCAGAGAAAAGUACGAUACCGAUUUUUACAUCUUGGAUAAGUUCCCUCUUGCAAUUCGUCCAUUCUACACUAUGCCAGAUCCAGUUGACUCACGUUACUCCAAUUCAUACGAUUUCUUCAUGAGAGGUGAGGAAAUCCUUUCAGGUGCUCAACGUAUUCACGAUCACGAUCUACUGCAAAAGAGAAUGAAGGAACACGGCCUAAGUCCUGAAGACCCAGGAUUGAAAGAUUACUGUGAUGCAUUUAGCUAUGGGUGUGCACCUCAUGCUGGUGGUGGUAUUGGUCUGGAAAGAGUAGUCAUGUUUUUCUUGGACCUGAAGAAUAUCAGAAGAGCCUCCUUGUUCCCAAGAGAUCCAAGGAGAUUGAAACCAUAG
Messenger RNA from Zygotorulaspora mrakii, 1710 nucleotides. It is a transcript of the gene DPS1, whose product is annotated as aspartate--tRNA ligase DPS1. Gene Ontology annotation, cellular component: cytosol; cytoplasm; aminoacyl-tRNA synthetase multienzyme complex. The coding region runs from base 1 to 1710 and encodes 569 amino acids. The transcript has a single exon. The record is from RefSeq and is a predicted model, not a curated record. Gene Ontology annotation, biological process: aspartyl-tRNA aminoacylation. Gene Ontology annotation, molecular function: aspartate-tRNA ligase activity; ATP binding; RNA binding. Lineage: Eukaryota; Fungi; Ascomycota; Saccharomycetes; Saccharomycetales; Saccharomycetaceae.